Acinonyx jubatus (cheetah) is the source of this 1094-nucleotide messenger RNA. It is a transcript of the gene FMR1NB, whose product is annotated as FMR1 neighbor. NCBI's taxonomy places the organism in Eukaryota, Metazoa, Chordata, Mammalia, Carnivora, Felidae. Bases 105 to 893 code for a protein of 262 amino acids. The record is from RefSeq and is a predicted model, not a curated record. The transcript has 6 exons.
CGCGCGGCCGAGGGGGUGCCGCGCAAGCGCCACCGCCCAGGGGCUUGUGGGAGACGGGCCUGCCGUCCUGAGGCGUCGUCUCGGCGAGGCUGCCGUCCGGAGCCAUGCCUUCCGACAGGAGGUCGUUGCGGAAGAGGACCAGGUCUAAGAUCGGCUCGCUGAAGAGGCCUCACUCCAGGGUGAUAAGCUGCGACCCGGGGUGCACCGGGGAGACCCCGGCCGACAAGUCGCACCCGGGAGGCAGCGUCCCCAGGCGCGAGGGUGGCGCGACGGCCAAGCCUCAGGCGGGCUGGCGGGCGUCCCUGCGCGCCUUGGGGGCCGAGACGCGCCGUUGUCUGCUGAAGAUUUGGGUCCACCGGUGCCUCCGGCUGCUCUUGCUCGCCCUGCUGCUCGGGCUGUGCUACUACGCGAGCACCUGGUCCUCAAAUUCUGUGUCUUCAAGUGAAUAUAAUGUGUGGAGCAGUGAAAAUGCUGAUGGACAAACUCCAGAAAAAACUUCUGCAUGGGAAGCUCUGUUCAAUUUUUUCUUUCCAACAACAUGCACUCCAAAGCAGAAUCAGGUGGUGAAGGCUUGCAACGAGCAGCAAGAUUACAAGAAGACUGAAUGUUUGGGAUAUAAAUGCUGUUACUCAUCCUUCAAGAUCAGUAACAUCAACUGUUUUGUCCCAUUAAAGGAUAAGCCUACACAGAUGUUCCGGAUGUUUGGACUUGGUGUGAUCGGCAUGAUCAUCCUGGGAUGUGUGCCCAUUUUUUGCUGCUCUCUUUGGCGGAGGAGCAAAUGGGCCAAUCCUUUAGGAAGGAAAGUCAACAAAAUUGGAAAGGGUGUGAAGAAACAAAAAAAGAAACUAAAGAAGGAUGCUGAGAUGUUAGGGACAGCAGCAGAAGAUGAGUAAAGUUUAGGUGGUGGAAAGCAGUGAGAGAACAAAGCAUUAUUUUCCCACUGAGAAGAAUACAAACCAUUCCAAGCAGAAGAGACUGCCCCAGUCAUCUCAACCUGAUGGAGCAUUUUAGAAAGACAAAAAUUUGUUCUUAUUUUUGUCAUGUUUACUUACAAAUAUGAAAUAAAGUUGAUAGUUCUGUUUUUGUGCAUCAAA